AGCCUGUUUUCGUUUAAUUUCUAAGAUCCAACUUCAGGACAACUCUUAAACACAACAACAAUUCAAAAUGUCGAUUAUGCAAUAUAAUGGUGGCUCCGUUGUAGCCAUGGUUGGCAAGGACUGUGUCGCUAUUGCAGCAGAUAAACGUCUAGGUCAACAAUUCAUGACUGUGUCAACUGAAUUCCAAAAGAUUUUCAAAGCAUCUGAAAAGACGUUUGUUGGAUUACCUGGUUUGGCAACUGAUGUUUUAACAUUAGCGGAUCGUUUCCGUUUCAAAAUAAAUAUGUACAAGAUGCGUGAAGAAAGAGAAAUGGAACCAAAAACACUCGCGCAUAUGGUGUCAUCUACCCUAUAUGAGAGAAGAUUUGGACCUUAUUUUGUUGAACCAGUGAUUGCAGGAUUAGGAAAAGACAAUAAGCCAUUCAUAUGUUCUAUGGAUUUGAUUGGAUGUAUCAACUUUGCAAAGGAUUUUGUUGUGAGUGGCACUGCAGGAUCAAACUUAUAUGGUAUGUGUGAAUCUCUCUGGGAACCAGAUCUUGGACCUGAAGAACUGUUUGAGACCAUCUCUCAAGCAUUAUUGAACGCACAAGACAGAGAUGCUUUGUCUGGCUGGGGUGCUGUAGUUCAUGUCAUUACACCAACUGAAAUUAUUACCCGUUCACUCAAAUCACGUCAAGAUUAACUCACUUUAUACAUUUUAAGAAAUAUCAACAUUGUGAUAAAGAUAUGAUAUACAUACAA
Messenger RNA from Mycotypha africana, 741 nucleotides. RefSeq names its product nucleophile aminohydrolase. The coding region runs from base 68 to 682 and encodes 204 amino acids. The transcript is spliced from 6 exons. Gene Ontology annotation, cellular component: proteasome core complex, beta-subunit complex; proteasome core complex. Gene Ontology annotation, biological process: proteasome-mediated ubiquitin-dependent protein catabolic process. Lineage: Eukaryota; Fungi; Mucoromycota; Mucoromycetes; Mucorales; Mycotyphaceae. The record is from RefSeq and is a predicted model, not a curated record.